UAACACAACUCACUUGCCCAGACAAGAAUAAGUUGUUUCUGCCAGACCUGAAACCCUGGGGAAUGUGGAAGGACAUCCCCAAGGGAUAUGGCAGUACCCAUCAUUAUAUGCUGUACUGGUGAUGAGCUCCAUACUCAUUGUUUAUCUGUUCUGGUCUUGCGACAUUCUGGAUUGUUGAUUGUUUGUACAUUAUCAACAUUAGCACACAAAAUCUGCUGGUUCAAACCGAGGAACCUGUUUGACCAGGGCGAGGGGCAGCCCUUAAAACAGAGUAAAGGUAACAGGUGACACAAAGUCCAGAGAGAGAGAGAGAGAUACUCCAUAUUUUCCAUUCGUUGAUAAGUUUUUCCAUUGACUCACCAUGGUUGAGUACAAAGUACAGGUGACUACAGGGGACUUUCUAUUCUCUGGCUCAUCUGACUACAUCUAUGUCACACUGAUCGGAACAGAGGGGGAAAGUGAGCGCACUAACCUUGACAACUUUGGUCUAGAUUUCAUGACUGGGAUGACAGGGACCUACACUGUGACCACCCCCUCGUCUCUGGGGCGCCACCUCCUGGUCAAGCUGGAGAAAGAGCAGUACCUGUUGCUGCCGGAAAACGAGUGGUUCUGCUCCAAGGUUGUCGUGACGAUGCCUGAGGGUGACGUAAUCCUCUUCCCCUGUUACAGAUGGGUGUCCAGAGGGGAAGUUGUGGAGCUGAGAGGAGGAAAAGCCAGCAAGAUUUUUGAGGAUGAGCUCCCUCUACUGGUGGACCAUCGUAAAAAGGAGCUGGAGCGUAACAAGAAACUGUUCCAGUGGAUUGUGUAUGCCGAGGGAGUUCCCCACAUCAAUAACGCCACUGAAGUCUCAGCUCUCCCUUCUGAAGUUAAAUUUUCCUUCUCCAAAAUGUCUGAGUUUAUCUACACCAAAGCUGCAGCUAUAGCUGAGCUCAAACUGAAAGGCCUGGUGGACUCCACCGAGCAGUGGAAAGACCUGGAUCUGAUGAAACAUGUCUUCUGGAGCAAUAGAACACCCAUUUCAGAGUAUGUUUCUGAGCACUGGAGGGAGGAUGACUUUUUCGGGUCCCAGUUUCUGAAUGGAACCAACCCCAAUGUGAUCCAGCGCUGCACAACGCUUCCCCCCAACUUCCCUGUCACAGAUGAGAUGGUACAGCCCUUCCUGGAGGAUGGCAGUUCCCUGGCGAUGGAGAUGCAGGAAGGAAACAUAUUCCUUUGCGACUACAAGAGGCUUAAGGGUGUGCCAACCCGGGUGGUCAAUGGUAAACCACUGUCCCUCACUGCUGCCCUCUGCCUGUUCUACAAGAACCCAGAGGACAAACUGCUGCCUAUUGCCAUCCAGCUGGAGCAGCAGCCAUCUGAGCAGAACCCCAUAUUUCUGCCUAGCGACUCGGAGCACGACUGGCUGCUAGCCAAGAUAUUUGUGAGGAACGCAGAUUUCUCAGAGUACCAGAUCAGCUACCAUCUACUGGGCACUCAUUUACUGGCCGAGGCCUUCGCUAUGGCAACCCUCCGGAGCCUUCCUAUCAUGCACCCUCUCCACAAGUUGCUGAUACCCCACUUCCGUUACACCCUGCAGAUCAACCUUCUUGCGCGAAAAAGACUGAUUAGUCCUGAUGGACCCUUAGCAAAUGGUGCUAUGGGACUGGAGGGGUUGAAGGAACUCUUGAAAAGGGCACAUUCAGAAAUCACCUACAGCUCCCUCUGUCUGCCGGAGAACAUUGUUGCACGAGGACUGGAUUCCAUCCCCAACUUCUACUACAGGGAGGACGGCCUGAAGCUGUGGAACAUCAUCCACAGCUUUGUCCAGGGGAUGGUGGAGCACUUCUAUUCUUCUGACAGUGAAGUGUCCAGGGACUCUGAGCUCCAGGACUGGAUCAACGAGAUCUUCAUCCAUGGGUUCCUUGGAAACAACAAGUUAGGAAUCCCUAAGCGAUUUGACAAAGUGGAGGAAGUUGUCAAAUUCGUUACCAUGAUUAUCUUCACCGUGUCAGCUCAACAUUGCGCCCUCAAUAUGGGGCAGUUUGACUACGGUGGUUGGGUACCCAACAACCCCCUGCUUCUGCGCAAAGCUCCUCCCACCACUAAGGGGAGCUCUAGCAUGAACACCAUUCUGGAAGUACUGCCAGACAUCAGCACUACUGUCAACAACAUGGCUUCCACAUGGCUGCUCAGCAAGAGAUACUCGGACAUAAUUACCCUUGGUACAUACCCAGAUCAACACUUUGAUGAGGCUGUCCCCAAGCAGAUGAUUAAGCAGUUCCAAGCAGAGUUGUCCUACCUCAGUGGGUCAAUCAUUGAGAGGAAUGCCACGCUUACACUACCCUAUAACUACCUGAACCCUGCCGAGAUGGAGAAUAGUGUAUCCAUAUGAUUGAGCUUAUGCCCAUAUCAUUGCAACCGGCUUUACCUGCUGGGCAAAUCGUAUGUACAACUGCACUGAGCAGGGUAUUCAAAUGAUUUACUUAAAGAAGCAGUCUGGGAUCUUAAGCACAACAAAUUAGUAACAUAUUGUACAAAUUAUAUUGAAGAACGCACUUGCUUGCUGAAACAUUGGUUGCUAUACCCAUUAAAUGUUUGGGAGCAUAGAGUGUGUGAAUUUCUUACUUUAUUUUUACGAAUUGGAUUCGUAACAUAUCAUAGAAAUUGUACAAGACGUAACUUAUCAUACAAAAUGGAUGGUGUAGUACACAAUUUGAUUACGUAGUAUACCAAAAAAAGGGACCCAUUUUGGCUUGUGAGCACCACUUUCAAAACUACUGGCUGAAAUUAUACAAAGGCUCUGGAGCAUCACUUCAAUCAUCAUGGAUAAAUGGAUAACCAAAUGGACUAUCUAGAAGGCAGCUGAAGUCCUGGAGCCACAGAGUACCACAGAGUCCUGGACUAAAGUCGCAAGAAAUGGCUACCAACUUUAGAAAAUGCACCUUUGCAAUUGUCUUUAUAAAGAAUGCAUGAAUAAAGUGGAUUACAAAUGCAA
This is a messenger RNA of Coregonus clupeaformis (lake whitefish), 2974 nucleotides long. Its product is annotated as hydroperoxide isomerase ALOXE3. The record is from RefSeq and is a predicted model, not a curated record. The coding region runs from base 362 to 2371 and encodes 669 amino acids. Gene Ontology annotation, molecular function: oxidoreductase activity, acting on single donors with incorporation of molecular oxygen, incorporation of two atoms of oxygen; protein binding; iron ion binding. Lineage: Eukaryota; Metazoa; Chordata; Actinopteri; Salmoniformes; Salmonidae. The transcript is spliced from 15 exons. Gene Ontology annotation, biological process: lipid oxidation; linoleic acid metabolic process.